AUGGAUCCCUCUAUAUUGCCGACAGACUACUCGUCCUAUGCUUCGUCGUCGUCGUCUUCGAAUAUGGCCACAUCCCAUUCGAACACGCCCACCACAUCCGGGAACCCACAGAGCCCCAACGCGCUAGCUAUGAACCUACUCCAAAACCUCAUGCAGAUCCAAGGGCUAGAAAAUAAUAUCGUCCAGCAACAACUUUCCAGCUCAAUCAUCCCUGGGGCGGGUUCUGGACCGAACACUACGCAGGUGCCGCAAACGUUCACCAAUAACUCGGCAUUGCUGCUUGAACAGCAGAUCAAGCUGUCACAACUCCAACAGCUGCAGCAGUUGCAGAACCAGAUCUUUCAGCAGCAGAUCGCUCUAAUUAGUGGACAAUCACCAUCCAUGCUCCCGUCGUCGCCCCAUGUGGAUCCUUCGAGACAAUCAGCAGGCGGUAGCGAUCAAUACACUGGUCUUCCAACACCCGGACCAUCCGCUGAAAUUCGUCCACAAAGACCAUCGAUGUCUAUGGAUUUUGCUACCUUAUCACCAUCUGGCUCAGUUACGAAUUACAUUGAACCCCUUCCUCGUGCCCAAAUUCCACUACCAGCUUCAGCAGCAUCUUCAUCGAAUUCAAACUCGAAUAAUAUCAACGAACAUUCACAACACCAACUUUCACCUAAUCCGAACAUGAUCCAGAGUCAGCAUUUCAAUCCACAUCAUUCUUCACCCUCCCACGUCCGGCAUGGUUCGCUGGAGGGGACGAAUUUGAACCCGAAUCUACAAAGACAAUUGCAGGCAUUGUCAAGUUUGCACCAUCAAGCGACGCAGAGACCACAUCAUCCUCUCCGUCAAGGUCGAACACCUAAUUCUGCAUCUCCGUCAUUCGACUUUCAACAUGACCAGGACGGAAUGUCUUCUCCGAUUUACCCGCCUACGUCUCCUAUCCACCAUCCAACCUCGCCUCACCAUGAACAAGCGCAUCGUAACCCAAAUUACGAACAUCAUAGCCAAAAUCACAAUGCAAGGCAUCAUCACCACCACCAUUUAGUUGCCCCGCAUUCGGCCCCUGAAAGGGUGGCUUUCCAGAUCUUCCAAGGGCCGUUUCCUGGAGGUGGCGGUGGGAUUCCCGGCUUGACGCUGGGCCCUGCAGGGAUACCGGUGGAUGAUGGCCAGGGCCAGGGGAGGAGGAUGAGUUUGACCGAGUCCCCGCGGUAUACACAGGGCCAGGGACCCGCAAUUAGCCACAUCAACCAAAUGCAAAUUUUGGACCAGGACAUUUCGCCGCUUACGAGUCCUUGGCUGGGUGCGCAUCCUACUGGCAGUGCGAAUGCGAAUCAAUCCAACGCUUCGCCUAAUGCAAGUAGUGGUCCCUCGAGUAGGAGCAGAAAUGCGCAUCGAACUUCGGCUUCUGCAAGUAUGGGUGUGACAUCAUCAUCAUCGUCUGCGGGGAAGGCGGGGGGAGCGGGUAGCAAACGGACUGCUUCGAGUAGUGGAGAUGAGGGUGGUGGAGGUAGUGGGCGAUCGAGGAAGAAGCAGAGUCCUGCGAUUAGGCCGACGCUUGGUCUGAGUAUGAGUGCUGUUGUGUCUCCUGGGGAGCGGGAAAGGGGGUCGAUUUCACCUUUUGGAGGGGCGAAGAGCGCAGGGGGUGAUGUCGGGAACGAUGGAGAGAAGGAAGAAGGUAAAGCUGUGGAUAAGCGGAAGGAGGGUGUGGAUAAAGAGCAUAUGCUUUCGUCCUCGUCGUCGUCCUCUGCGAGGUCGGGUUCUGUGUCGGGCUCUGUGUCCCCGGCUCCGGAUCUCUCCACGCCUUUGGAGAGUACGGCUAAUUCUGCGUCUGGUCCUCUUGCUGGUUCGAGCGCUCCGAACGCAAAGGCGAAUACUCGUAGACCCUAUCGUGGAUCGCUCUCGACAAACUCGACGCCUUUGAUGAGGGGUACCCCGAGUCUUGUUAUGACACCAGCGUCUGCUGCUAAUAGUCGAGCGAAAGAGAAAUCGAGAUCGAAAAGUCGUGGACGGAGCGGGUUGAGUGCCGGAGGUGCAGGUGCAGGCGGGGUGCAGGAUACGCCGUCGCCUGUUGAUCUGAAUAAUAACGAGGAUGAUUCUGCGCCUGGAGGGUCAGGCGGGAGAGUGGAUAGGUCGAUGCCACCGCCUCCUUUGCCUGCGUCUGUUGCCCGCGGAAAUGGUGGAGGUGGAGGUGGCAUGGAGUUGGAUAUGGGUGUGGAGCUGGGUAUGGGUGUGGAUGGGAUGAUGGGGAUGAAUAGGAUGAGGAAUGAUCAAGGCGGAGAGAGUCUGGGGAUGCAUUUUGGAGAGAUGAUGAAUUCGCAUGUUGAGAAUCAUGAGCAUGACCUUGGCCGGAUGGACGGAAUUGGGAUGAUGGGCAUGGGUAUGGGUAUCAGUGGUAUGGAUAUGAAUAUGAAUAAUUUGGGUGGGAUGGAAGGUAUGGGGAUGGGGAUGGGUCUGAGCGGCAUGGGUGGUAUGGAUAUGGACAUGGAUAUGGGGAUGGGGAUCGGCUCGUUUGGCGGGAUGGAUAUGAUGGAUAUGGGGAACGGGGUGGAGUUUGGGUCCCAUGGGUCAUCGCAGCAGCAGCAAAGUCGAGAGCAAAAUCAAAACCAAGGCUCGAAUCAGCAGAUGCAACCACCACCACCCUCGUCGCAGAAUCAGUCUCAACGUUCGCAGCAGCAGCAGCAACAGCCUCUUGUGCCGGUCACCCCGGCUAGUAUUAUGAACCUUGGACGGUUGGGUAUCAAUAACGCUGCGGGUGGCAGUGGUAGGCUGGGUUCUGCGUCUGCGUCCGCGACCGUUGCGUCCGCUUCUAAUUCUGGUAGCAACGCGGGUGCUUUGGGUUCAGCAACUAUGGGUAAGCAAACGAAGACUGGGAAGAAGGAAGGAGCUGCUUCAGCGGCUGGAAAGGUGACUUCUGGCGCUGCGAGUGCAUCUGCAACGGUGACGACUAGAAGCGGGAGAGUGUCGACGCGAAGGGCGGGUAUGGGUAAUAUGGUCAGUCCUAGUUUGAAGCCUUUGCUUCCUGCGGGUUCCAUGACACCCAAUAUGGACCCAACUCUGCCUUCGCCCAUGACAGUUUCUGCCCCGAAUACGCCUCGCACGUUGCCCGUUGUCACUGGUGGCAUGGGCGCACCGUCGUUUGCAGGCGGACCACCCAUGCAUGUGCGCAAGACGUCACAUAAGGCGGCUGAGCAGAAGCGACGCGACUCGCUCAAAACCACGUUUGACGAUCUGCGCAAGCUGCUCCCGCCCAUUGCGCUGCCGACCGAUGCGGAGGCUGGCGGGGAGGCAAUGCUCACUUCACCCCUGUUCAACCCAACGACGCCGCUGCUGCCUGGUGCGCUACCUCCCCGCGGGCCACCCAAGGCUGGAGGCGAAGGCCCGAAUAAAGGGGUGAGUAAGCUGCAGUUGCUGAUUUGCGGGAACGAGUAUAUUAGGUUGUUGAAGGGCAGAGUGGAGAGGAGGGAUGAUGAGAUUGGGAAGCUUAGGAGGGAGAUUGGGAGGUUGAGGAUGGUUGUUGAGGAGAAGGGGGGUGAAGGGGUGGUGGAGUCUGGGGAAGGUGAGGGUGAGGAGGCGUUGGAUUUGGAGAAAGAUCUCGACGCUGUUGAAAAGAAUGCCAUUGCGGGUGGCUCGCAGGCUAAAAAUGGGCCGACCAACGACGCGGUCGGUGGGGACGAUGCUAUGGACGAAGGUGAUGACGAAGGAGACGAUUAA
This is a messenger RNA of Psilocybe cubensis, 3693 nucleotides long. RefSeq lists its product as uncharacterized. NCBI's taxonomy places the organism in Eukaryota, Fungi, Basidiomycota, Agaricomycetes, Agaricales, Agrocybaceae. Gene Ontology annotation, molecular function: protein dimerization activity; RNA polymerase II cis-regulatory region sequence-specific DNA binding; DNA-binding transcription factor activity, RNA polymerase II-specific. The transcript has 4 exons. The record is from RefSeq and is a predicted model, not a curated record. Gene Ontology annotation, biological process: regulation of transcription by RNA polymerase II. The coding region runs from base 1 to 3693 and encodes 1230 amino acids.